AUGGACAUGCUGAGUCUGAGAGGCACAGUGGCCGCACAGCCCACAAGCUCGCGGCGAGGUGCAGGUGCAGCAUCGGCUGUCCAGCCACCGGCUCAUGUACGUAGUGGCAUCUCGACGAAGGCUCUCCCCCUGGGCCUUCUCGGCUGCGCGCUCUUGGCAAGACGCGCGCAGGCGCUGAGCCGCAGCCGCAUUGGCCGAGCUAGCGCCGAGGUAGAGGAAGCUCCCAAACGGCUGAGAAGGAGGCGCAGAGUUCCUAAGUCAAAGCCACAGACGGAGAUCACCUCAGACAUGCUUACCCUGAACACCUGCAACUGCGAUCUCAUUCUGGACACUGUGGUCGAGUUCGAGGACCUCCUUGCGCCUAACGAGGCACGUGCGCUGCUCGAAGCGGCCCGAGUCACCGCCGAGACGAAUGGAUGGGGAGCAGCAACGCACGAGAAGUACGGCACGAAA
This is a messenger RNA of Symbiodinium necroappetens, 453 nucleotides long. The record is from the annotation of a GenBank genome assembly. NCBI's taxonomy places the organism in Eukaryota, Dinophyceae, Suessiales, Symbiodiniaceae.